This is a messenger RNA of Myotis brandtii (Brandt's bat), 444 nucleotides long. Its product is annotated as chromosome unknown open reading frame, human C6orf223. The record is from RefSeq and is a predicted model, not a curated record. Lineage: Eukaryota; Metazoa; Chordata; Mammalia; Chiroptera; Vespertilionidae.
AUGAUGCCACCGGCUCACGGAACAGGCACCCGGGCCCAAGGAGGGGGUCCUGCAGAGACGGUGGGGGUUUCGCGGGGAGUCCCGGGACAGGUGGCUCCACGCCACGGAAGGCGCUGGCGCCUCCUGCGACAGGAACCCCUUCCUCGCAGCCUCUGCCGCCCCCUCCGUCCCCACCCGGCCUUCCAGAGUCUGACUCAGAGCCGAGCCGCAUCGCUUCACCUCCUUCCACACACCCCGAGCAGCGCGGGGAGAAAUUACAGGAUCGCAGGGGCACGGCUAAUGCGCUCUAAUUACCCACCGCCACUCUCAUCCCAGGCCAACGCGCGGCAAUUAGGCCGCCCCUCCCUGGUCCCAGAACUGUCCCCGGGCCCAGGAGCCCUCGCAGCGGUUUCACCAGCCGCCGCCUCCUGCCGGCCUCCGGGACUGCCCCCUGGUCCCCACUAG